Hypanus sabinus (Atlantic stingray) is the source of this 4300-nucleotide messenger RNA. RefSeq names its product regulator of G-protein signaling 22-like. Bases 378 to 4214 code for a protein of 1278 amino acids. NCBI's taxonomy places the organism in Eukaryota, Metazoa, Chordata, Chondrichthyes, Myliobatiformes, Dasyatidae. Gene Ontology annotation, molecular function: G-protein alpha-subunit binding. Gene Ontology annotation, biological process: regulation of signal transduction. The transcript is spliced from 27 exons. The record is from RefSeq and is a predicted model, not a curated record.
CAGACAUUGAAAUUUGCCUGGUCAUAUAGAUGUUAAGAUUGUCAACCGAGGUUAGAGAGUUUUGGUAUCCCGGUUAAAGAACGAAGAUUGCGAGAGCAUUUGUUUGUUUAGGGCGCGAUUGAAGUUUCUCUGUCUACCUCCAUAGCAACACAAAUCGGCACAAAACUGCUGCUCCCAUUGGGCGGGCUCAACAUCACCCAUUUGCCCAUUUCCUGCUGAAAAUUACAAAAGAAAUUAAUUGCAACGUGCGAUACUCCUCAAGCAGAAUUGAAAGCUGAAAUUCUUCCUCUUCCAAUUGCGUUCUCCUCCCUCGGGAACAUUAACAAUCGGUGCCGAGAUCGCGGUAAUCGAGUUUACACGGAACCCAGACGUUGCCGAUGGAGCAAGAAAACGUCUCAGGCAAAUUGAGCACAGAGCCUCCUAAUAUAACACUGGAUGACUUUGAAGACUUUUUACUAACUGAUGACCUACUCGUGGAUUAUUUCAAUAUAUUUCUUGAUUUGCUGAAUUUUCCAAUGCCAAUUUGGUUUAAUAAGGCUACCGGGACAUUUGAGAUUGUUGACAAUGCCAAGAAAAACCUUCGGAAACAUUUAAAAAGUCUGGUGCAAGCCCUUUCGCCCGUGGACUCCAUCUAUAAUGUGACGAUCAAGUCUAAAAGAAAAUAUUCUCAGCCCAAACAAAGUGUCACCAAUCUGGAUGUCAAAUUUGAUGAUACAUACAUUGUAAUGUGCCUCGAUCACGAGCAAGGUAUGGCUUGGAUGAAAUCUGAGAGGCUUCCAGCGUUCCUUCGGAGUGACUGUUACCUUGAGUACAGGAUUGCAAAACUGCUGUCUCAACUAGAAUGCAGCUCUGGAUCUGGCAUGCCACAUAUAGAUUCUACGUAUCGCCCCUGGGCUACGGAGGUGGAAGAGAAAAGCCUGGCUGCAGACCUGAUACCAUUGCACCAAGAAGCCUCCAGCGACCUGUCUGAGGUGUUGGUCACAGGAGAAGAGGAGGAGUUUCCAAUGCGUAGCACCAAGUCUAUCAGCAAAAUUAUUGCAGGGACUCAACAUCCCACAGUGAGGCCUGCAGAGAGAGGGGCUUCAGAUAUUUCGAUAUUGGAUGAAGUUAUGCACAGCCUGCAAAGACAGAAAAUUCUGGAUAAAUAUGGAAGAACAAAGGUCAAAUUGGAACAAGAAAGCUGCACUAGCAACUUAACUAAACCCAGAAUUGUGGAUGACAAACUAUUUGAAUUCAUUCCUGAAUAUGCUUUGGAUGCAACAGAGGUAGUUUCCUUUGAACAUAAGUCAGAGAGUGAAAUUAAACGAAUGCAAGACAUAAUAGCGAAGAACAAAGAAAAAGUUGAUGCUAGUUUCAAUAUGACAGAUCAUAAAGAUCAGGUCAGGACUGGCGAAACAACUGAGACCAGUCUGUCCUCUGUGAUCCAUGAGGCAAAGCAACAUUUGGAUGGGAAUACACAAAUAGCUCCAAUGCCUAAUGUUUCUCAACCUGAGCAAGUCAACGUGGAACAGUCACCUGCAUUGAGUAAUAUUAAGUCUCAUGGUUUGACUGAAGGCACGGGGGCUGAAAGUACAGAGUCUGAUUAUUCGGACGAAGAAAAUGGUAUCAAAAGUUUCUGUUAUGUGACCCCUCAUCACAAUUAUAAUUUCAAGAGCAGAAGCGGCAUUGAAAAAUUCAAAAGCUUUCUCCAAGGAACAGCUGGAGAGAAGUUCUGGUGGCUCUGGAUGGACAUUGAACGACUGAAGAUAACCAGGGAUGGUAAAAGAAAGCAAAGCUAUCUCAACAAGAUACGGAGUCGCUACCUGUUCAGCGGUGGUGAAUACUGUAUGAAUGCGGAGAUACGGGAAAGGCUGGCUCUGUCAAUUAUUUCACAGUGGACUGUAGAAAAUUUAUCCAACAUCCAGGCAGACAUAGUGGCACCCCUGCUUCUCUACUGGGGUCCAAGGUAUUGCAUCAACCAAGGAUACCCGAUAAGACAAGCUGGCAUUGUACUGAAGGAUUGGCAAGACCGCCAGCUCAGGCCUAAACCAGUUGUAGGCCCAUUUUCUGUCACACCCUUAGAUCAGAUAAAAAUCGUUUGCAUUCCUAAGGAGAAAUACCCACCAAAGAACCACAAGCUUCAACAAUUCCAUAGAAAAGUUUCUGUAAAAGGACAGUUACCAAAGACGUGUGGCACUCAGAACACAGCCGACACCCCUCUCAGUAACCCAGAAGGGAAAGAACACAUUAGCACUUCAAAAUGUGAUAUUUCAACACAAAUCUCAGAAUCUAUGCAAGCUUUUGAAGAGUUGGCAUUACGGAAAGCAAAGGAAAUCCACAAUUUAAAGACAUCAGUGCAUGACACAAAGUAUCACGAUCCACUGUGUGACUAUAAAAUUAAUGACCUGCUGCAUGCCCUUCAUAAUGAAAGCAGAACAGGAUACUUCUUCACAAAUUUUUGCAAGGAAACAGGAAAUGAGCUAUGGUGUAAUGGUGUGGACUUGUGGUUUGAGCUGAAGGAAUAUCAGCGACUGUUUUAUGCAGAGAUCUUUCAACCAUUUAAGCUCAAGAGGCAAGCACAGUUUAUUUUUGCCAACUACACGGUUGAAGGGGCCCCAGCAGAUGUCAAGUUAGAUAUCGAGAAUCAGAAAAGCAUCUACAAUAAACUGGAGCCACCCUUUGAAGAGCUGUUUGAUCAGCUGGAGGAGCAUAUACUCAUCUUGUUACUGGUACCUUGGCUCAAAAUGCUUGAAACGGACUCCUCAAAAUAUCAAAAGGUGGACAUAGUAAGAGAGACUCGGCAUUUAGAUUCAAAAUAUUGCAAAAAACUUCGGGACCUGCAGAGAAAACAUUUCCCCCACAAGGACUUCCCUUCUCCUGUCCGUUCAGCCAGUUACACGGAACCUCCAGAGGAACUUCAACGCUCAAGCAUUUGGCAGACAGUUCCUGAGGAAUUCCGUGAUUACACAUUUGAAGGACUGCUUCGGAAUCGCUUGCUACUUGAGGACUUCCAGGAGUACCUCAAAGAGAACCUAGCGGGCAUAGAUCUCAAUUGCUGGUUGGACAUUGAGAAAUAUAGAAAGAUACCCAAAGAUGAGAAGGAAAAUAAAGCUAACAAGUCCAAAGAGAUUAUCAAAAAAUAUCUAAAUCAUAAGUAUUUCUUCGGACCGAGCAGUCCAGCAACAAAAUCACAACAGGAGGAGGUGGUGAUGCUGGCCGGAGGACGAGACAAGUUGCUGCAUGAUCAGUUGUCUUUACUGGUUGGGACUGAGCUACAAAAUUAUGCAAAGGCACGCUUGGAAAGAAAGUGGCUGCCCAAAUACUUGGCUUCACCGGAGUUCCUUGAGAAGAACCACAAACAGAUACAGAUGGAAGAUGUUGUAGAGGACCAGAUGUUAAUCAAAAGUAAGAAGAAGCGGGAAUUAAUGAAGCACAUAACCAGCAAAUGGACCACCUCAUCAAAAGAAAUCAUUGCAUUCCGUAAAGCAUUGUUAAACCCAGUGACGGCUCUACAAUUUCAGAAGUUCGUGUCAACAAAAGGAGAGCUGAUGGAGAAUAAUGUGGUGUUUUGGCUUGAGGUUCAAAAGUACAAGGACCUGUGUCAUUCUCACGCUAGCGAGGAAAUGAUUCAGAAGAAGAUUUGGGUCAUCAUUAAUUGCUUCAUCAACUCCAGCAUUCCACCAGCUGUGCAGAUUGACAUCCCGUUAGAGUACGCACAGAAGAUUAUUAGCCACAGGCAAGAGCAGGGUCCGUACAUCUUCAGAGAAGCACAGAUGGCAGUUUUCAAUGUUCUAUUCCAACUGUGGCCAGCGUUCUCUGAGUUCAGAAAGGGACUUGAUCUUGAUGCCACCUUGCCUGUUAUGAAGAGAAAAGAAUUGAGUGAACAGGAUAAACAGAAAGGACUUCCAAUGGACGAGAGCUCAGCUGAGAAGAUGGAGUCUGGUCGGGAUGCGAGAAGUGCGGAAAUUGGUCACCCACGUUACCUGGGGAUCAGCAGCCGGUCCAGUGGAAGCCAACACUCUGUAAAAACUGGAAGUGGAAAACUUAAAAGGGACCACAGGAUCAUAAAGUCCGAGAGUGAAAUAGAAAAUGAACAGGUUCAAAGUCAUGGCCAAAAGUUUUCCUGGUCUUUGUCUAAAUACGUGGAGGCACUGGAUAGGGAGAAGGCACUGAUUUUAAGACAAAAGGCUAUGCAGCAAGAACCUAUAUCUACAUUUACAAAUGCAGGAAACUAAACUCAUCUAAAGCUGGCUAACUACUGAAAAUAAACUUAACCAGACUUGAUGGAAGAGAUAUCCUCCGAGUUGGAAUUUCCUUUUCC